Aureobasidium namibiae CBS 147.97 is the source of this 1500-nucleotide messenger RNA. RefSeq names its product retinal dehydrogenase 2. The transcript has 3 exons. Bases 1 to 1500 code for a protein of 499 amino acids. The record is from RefSeq and is a predicted model, not a curated record. Lineage: Eukaryota; Fungi; Ascomycota; Dothideomycetes; Dothideales; Saccotheciaceae. Gene Ontology annotation, molecular function: oxidoreductase activity, acting on the aldehyde or oxo group of donors, NAD or NADP as acceptor.
AUGUCUGGUCUUUCGGUCGAGCUUACUGCACCUAAUGGUGUCAAGUACACACAACCUACUGGUCUGUUCAUCAACAAUGAAUGGGUCAAGUCGUCGAAGGGCGACAAGAUCUCUAGCAUAAACCCCACCAAUGAGAGCGAGAUCUGCUCCGUCGAAGCCGCCACAGCCGAGGACAUCAACAAGGCAGUCGCCGCAGCAAGAAAAGCGUUCAAGGGAGAGUGGAGAGAAAUUGCCAGCACAGAAAGAGGAGAACUCAUGGUCAAGUUGGCCAACCUGAUCGAACAGCACAAGGAGACUCUUGCAACAAUCGAGACAUGGGACAACGGCAAACCAUACUCUGUCGCAUUGAAUGAGGACCUGGGCGAGGUCAUCGGCACACUCAAGUACUACGCUGGCUACGCAGACAAGAUCCACGGACAAGUCAUCGACACCACGCCGGCCAAGCUGGCCUACACAAUCCGCGAGCCCGUCGGUGUCUGCGCCCAGAUCAUCCCUUGGAACUACCCUUUGGCCAUGGCAGCGUGGAAACUCGGUCCCGCUCUCGCCGCAGGAAACACCGUCGUGCUCAAGCCCGCCGAACAGACCCCCCUCGCUAUCCUCUACCUCGCCAACUUGAUCAAAGAAGCCGGUUUCCCACCCGGUGUCGUCAACAUUGUCAAUGGCUACGGUCGCGAAGCCGGCUCUGCCCUCGUUCAACACAUGGACGUCGACAAAGUAGCCUUCACCGGUUCCACAGCCACCGGCCGCGAAAUCAUGAAAAUGGCAGCAGUAAACCUCAAAAACAUCACUCUGGAGACUGGCGGCAAGUCUCCUCUGCUGGUCUUUGACGACGCAGAUCUCGACCAAGCAGUCAAGUGGUCUCACAUUGGCAUCAUGUCCAACCAAGGCCAGAUCUGCACAGCUACUUCGCGCAUCCUUGUCCAAGAAGGCAUUUACGACAAAUUCAUCGCCGCGUUCAAGGAUCACUGCAAGGAAACCAGUGUUGUUGGUGACCCCUUUGCCGAAACCACUUUCCAGGGUCCUCAGGUUACAAAGCAACAGUACGAGCGCGUGCUCUCCUACGUCGAGGCCGGCAAGUCUGAAGGCGCCAAAUUGAUCUCUGGAGGCGAGCCCUGCAAGCAAGAUGGCAAGGGAUUCUUUGUUGCACCCACCAUUUUCGCAGAUGUCAAGGAUGACAUGAAGAUCUUCAGGGAAGAAGUUUUCGGGCCUUUCGUUGUCAUCUCGUCGUUCAAAGACGAGACUGAGGCUGUGGAUAGAGCUAACAACAGUACCUAUGGUCUGGGCUCUGCUGUGUUCACUCAGGAUAUCACCAAGGCACACCGUGUGGCGAGGAACAUCGAGGCGGGUAUGGUUUGGAUCAACUCGAGCAACGACAGCGACUAUCGCAUUCCAUUUGGCGGAUGUAAGCAGAGUGGAAUUGGCAGGGAGUUGGGUGAAGCUGGUCUUGAUGCUUACACGAACAAGAAGUCCAUCCAUGUCAACUUGGGCACCAAGCUAUAA